Phytophthora nicotianae INRA-310 is the source of this 147-nucleotide messenger RNA. RefSeq lists its product as hypothetical. The transcript has 2 exons. Bases 1 to 147 code for a protein of 48 amino acids. The record is from RefSeq and is a predicted model, not a curated record. Lineage: Eukaryota; Oomycota; Peronosporomycetes; Peronosporales; Peronosporaceae.
AUGACAAAGAAGGAAGCGGAUCGAAUCGCGACACUUAUUUCAUUUGGAACGAGUAUUGAUGUUAUAUUCCACCACAGUGGCAUGUCUUCAGACGAUCGCCAACGACCAGCUAAGAAGUCCAUUAUGGUCUUGCCCACAGUUUACUGA